Lytechinus pictus (painted urchin) is the source of this 648-nucleotide messenger RNA. Its product is annotated as arf-GAP with SH3 domain, ANK repeat and PH domain-containing protein 2-like. The record is from RefSeq and is a predicted model, not a curated record. Gene Ontology annotation, molecular function: protein binding; GTPase activator activity. Bases 1 to 648 code for a protein of 215 amino acids. The transcript is spliced from 5 exons. Gene Ontology annotation, biological process: positive regulation of GTPase activity. Lineage: Eukaryota; Metazoa; Echinodermata; Echinoidea; Temnopleuroida; Toxopneustidae.
AUGGUUGCUGGUCUGAAGCAGACAGUCGGAGGUCUGGAGCAGACAACGGUGGAAACUACAAGCAGAGCCAAUGGGUAUGGUCGUGAGAGCCUGACUGCAGAAGGAUCCAUACAUAUGGUCGAAGAACCAGACGUAGUUUCCGGUACUGAACAGAUGUCAGUGGUUGCAGUACGGACUCAGACGUGGUCGCGCUCAACACGGCCACCGAGUGUUGACAGCCCUCCAGCAAUUCCACCAAAGAAAUUCCAGACAACUGACAGCAACGGGACGUUGGGUGCAAGUAGCAGACCCAGUUCCCAGGCCAGCUUCCAGUCUAAUAGUAGACCAAACAGUCAGCAAGAUCUACCGACAACACUCAGUAGUAGGUCUCAGAGUCGUCAUGGUAGUUCUACCAACUAUGCAUCCAGUAGUAAGAGUAGUAGCAGCGGUCCACCAACCCCACCCCCAAGGGUUCCAAAGAGGAGACCAAAGAGAGUGCGGGCGGUGUAUGAUUGUCAAGCCGAUUAUCCAGAUGAACUCACGUUUGAAGAAGGCGAGACUAUAGUAGUGACAGAGGAGGCUGAUGCAGAGUGGUGGAUUGGAGAGAUAGAAGGCACACCAUCACGGAGAGGGAUGUUCCCUGUGUGCUUUGUUCAUGUUCUAAAAUGA